AUAUAUCUUGUUUUCUAAAUUACAUAGACCUCUUAUUUGAAAUGGUAAAGUUCAGCUUCUCCCCUGUGGUUUGGCAUCUUAUUCUUGUUGAACCUUGUGAUGUUAACCUUUUUUCACUCUUCAUUUCACUUCACUCUAUUCUCACAUAUCUAGUGUAUAUUUUUCUUGCCCCCUCAUGAUUUAGCAUGUUUUCAUUGCUCUGCCUUGCAGUGUGAACUUUAUUACUCUUCAUUUCAAUUAGCUUCAAUUUCAUAUAACAAUUGUCUCUUUUUCUUUCCCCCAUCCAUGUUUCUUAUGGAAUCAAUAGAUGAACAUCUCUUGCUGCCUAAAUAUACAGAAAAAAGGGCAAAAUAAUGCAUAGUUAAAUAUGGGGGAAGUGUUUACCUCAAAAUAUUAUGUUCCCUUUUCAAGGUCAAGGGUGUUAUUCCACUGAUCCCACAUUCUUAACCAAGCAAGGUCCCCGGAACAUAGCCAUCGAUGCCGGGAGUUUCUGGUUUGCCAGCAGUAGUUUAGUUUUACCUCACGCUCUUUAUAAAGAAUAGGGAAGAUGAAGCCAUUGCCGUGCUCGCUAGUAUCUAAGACUUUGUUGUUUAGAGCAUGAAGUUGCCUCAGUUACAACUCAGUUAGAGCAAGACCCCCAAAAAAGGAUGAUAUCAGAUAUUGGGAUGUUUUUCAAUCCAAAGAAAUCAGACUUGCAUUCUUGCUGGACAGGGCAAAGAACCUGCGAGGGUGCCAGAGUUUUCACCAUAGUAAACUACUGCAAGGAGACAUUGUGGCCAGCGGUGAUGCCAGGGGACAACUUCAACGGCGGAGGUUUCGUCCUAAAACCGGGGCAAUCCGCCGUGUACACCGCUCCGGUCAGCUGGAGCGGUCGUAUAUGGGCACGAACCGGUUGCAACUUUGACAAAGAUGGAAACGGUUCGUGCCAGACCGGUUCAUGCGGCUCAACUCUAAAAUGCUCCGGCGCCUCCGGAAAAACCCCAGCAUCGCUAGCAGAGUUCACGCUAGCUCAGCCGGAUUUCUACGAUGUUAGCCUCGUUGAUGGCUUCAAUGUGCCGAUUUCCAUUAAGCCGAUGAACGGGAAGGGGAACUGCAGCACCGCGGGGUGUGAUUCUGACCUCAGGUUGACCUGUCCAAAAGAGCUUUCUGUUAAGGCUAACGGCAAGACGGUUGGGUGCCGAAGCGCGUGUGAUGUGUUUGAUCAGGAUGAAUAUUGUUGCAGAGGGAAUUAUGGGAACCCAUCUACUUGUCAACCCACGUUUUAUUCCAAGAAGUUUAAGGAGGCUUGCCCAACUUCAUAUAGUUAUGCUUAUGAUGAUCCAACUAGUAUUUUCACUUGCUCUGGGACUGACUAUGUCAUAGCCUUCUGUGCUUCCAGGAAAAAACAAGUAUGCAGUUACCAUGAUAACAAGCUUCACUGCAGUGGGUCACAAGGCUUGAAGUCAUUGAUUGGAAGCUGGUGGAUCAUGAUGAUAACAAUGUUUUCGGCGCUUAUUAGUUUGUGGAGUGGAAUCUUGGUACCCUGCUAAAUUAAAGUCGAUCAUAGAUGAGACUCAUGAGUCAUGAGAGAGUGAAAUUCAUUUUUAAUUUAGUGAAUUUGUAUAAAGUUCAUUGAACCAGUUUUUUCAUUUCUUUUUUCUGUAAGGAUAUGUGCCAGCGGGGUCGGGGUCUAUAAAUAGUGGGUAAUUCUGUUUUCACGCAUACAGAAGCUGUUAUUUUAAUAAAAGCAAAUGAUUUGUAUUC
Messenger RNA from Lotus japonicus, 1743 nucleotides. Its product is annotated as pathogenesis-related thaumatin-like protein 3.5. NCBI's taxonomy places the organism in Eukaryota, Viridiplantae, Streptophyta, Magnoliopsida, Fabales, Fabaceae. The record is from RefSeq and is a predicted model, not a curated record. Gene Ontology annotation, biological process: defense response. The coding region runs from base 648 to 1529 and encodes 293 amino acids. The transcript has 4 exons. Gene Ontology annotation, cellular component: extracellular region.